Molecule: messenger RNA, 1284 nt
Organism: Colletotrichum scovillei
Lineage: Eukaryota; Fungi; Ascomycota; Sordariomycetes; Glomerellales; Glomerellaceae
Product: transmembrane amino acid transporter
Exons: 9
Coding region: 1-1284 (427 amino acids)
Biological process (GO): amino acid transmembrane transport
Cellular component (GO): vacuolar membrane
Molecular function (GO): amino acid transmembrane transporter activity
Source: RefSeq, a predicted model, not a curated record
AUGCCGUCCCAAGCCGUCCAGCGCAUCAGCAUUCGCUGGUUGCCCGAGCCUGCCUAUGAAGAUACCGAUACGAUUGCACUCAACGUAGGAAGGUACUUCAUAGACUUGCGGGUUGCCAAAGAAACUCAGACUGUUCAAUGGAGCCGCGCGGGAGAGAGAAUCACUCUGAAGACCGAACCCCACUAUGCGUACAUAAUGUACGUCUUUAGGAUGAGAUACGCUGGAGUUCACAGUAUUGCUGAUGCUGCGGCGCUGAUGGGCGGACCUAUUGCCCGAGAGAUUGCUGGUGGUCUCUUUCUGCUGACUUGGAUCCUCGCAUCCGGUUCUGGCUUCAUUGGUUUGGCGGAAGGGUUCAAGACACUUUCGAACCGCCACGUCUGCAACAUUGCGUGGACACUCGUCGCGGCCACAUGCACCGCAAUCGUGUCUAGCAUUCCCACUUUGGGGAGAUUAUCGAUCCUAGCUUGGAUAGGAUUCGCUUCCAUUUUUACGGCUGUCUUCAUUGUCGUGGUUGGUGUGACCCAAGUCGAUCGGCCUGCGGCAGCGCCACAAACCGGACCAUACGGCAUGGAAGUACACGCCGUAGGAGUAUCUGGAUUCGUCCCAGGAGUUGUCGCUGCCGUCAACCUGUUCACUGGUUAUGGAUCUACACCAACCUUCAUGCCCGUGAUUGCCGAGAUGAGAAGCCCACGAUCUUUCACCAAAUCUCUGUUCUCGUCUCAAGUGUUUCUAGCCUCAUGUUAUGUCGCAUUUGGUACGGUCGUCUACAUGUAUUGCGGAAAGUACGUGGCCAGUCCAUCUCUGGGCUCUGCUGGCGGGACAUUAGAAAAGAUAGCGUAUGGUGUUUCGAUUCCUGGAUUCAUCAUGACAACGACUCUUUGGGUUCAUCUAGCAGCCAAAUCCCUUCUUGUACGCAUUCUUCGCAACUCUGUACAUCUACAAAGUAAGACCGUCAUUCAUUGGGUCACUUGGCUUGGCUCAACGAUAGGUAUCAGCGCGUUAGCUUUUAUCAUCGCUGAAGCGGUCCCGUUCUUUAGCUAUCUGGUUGGACUCAUUGGUUCUAUUUGCUGCAUGCCUACUUGUCUGAUCAUCCCAGCAUUCAUGGGCCUCUACAUGGACUGGGAGAAGAGGUCCUCUAGUAAAGUCAAGAUGUCUUUCUGUGCCCUACACAUCUUUACGAUAGUUUUGGGAUCAUUCAUGACCGUCGUGGGCACUUACACAACAAUCCAAAGCAUCAUCGAUGCGUACAAUGAUGGAAGGGUAGGAUCAGCUUUCACUUGCUAA